Scleropages formosus (Asian bonytongue) is the source of this 1129-nucleotide messenger RNA. It is a transcript of the gene bloc1s2, whose product is annotated as biogenesis of lysosomal organelles complex-1, subunit 2. NCBI's taxonomy places the organism in Eukaryota, Metazoa, Chordata, Actinopteri, Osteoglossiformes, Osteoglossidae. The transcript has 5 exons. Gene Ontology annotation, biological process: lysosome localization; endosomal transport. Gene Ontology annotation, cellular component: gamma-tubulin complex; BORC complex; BLOC-1 complex. Bases 75 to 626 code for a protein of 183 amino acids. The record is from RefSeq and is a predicted model, not a curated record. Gene Ontology annotation, molecular function: gamma-tubulin binding.
ACAGCGACCGCUGUCAAUCAAGGGUUAAUUGAUGACGUCGACUCGAUGGUCAUGUGACGGGAAAUAGCUCGAACAUGGCGGCUAGCGAAGGCGGUAGUAGUGCUGCGGAUAUCGCUGUGAUUCCCGCACAGCGGUUGGAAUCCGCUUCAGGAGUGAUGAACGCCGACGCACAAGAGGAGGCUUCGGAACUGGAGAGCUCGGAAACUGCGCCGAGACCCAUCGCACCUACUUCUAAAAAGCCUGGCAAUAACAAUGAUGGGGGAGUGGAGACGGCAGAAGAGGCCACGGAGCCUGCAGAACCAGACAUCAAUGAGUUAUGUCGUGAUAUGUUUGAGAAGAUGGCAAUCUUUUUGCAAGGAGAGCUCACAGCUACUUGUGAAGACUACAAACUUCUUGAGAACAUGAACAAGCUUACCAGCCUGAAGUACAUGGAGAUGAAAGACAUAUCUAUAAACAUCAGCCGCAACCUUCAGGAUCUCAAUCAAAAAUAUGCAAGCUUGCAGCCAUACCUUGACCAGAUCAAUCAAAUAGAAGAACAGGUGACAGCUCUGGAACAAGCGGCAUACAAACUGGACACAUAUUCCAAAAAACUAGAAGCCAAGUUCAAAAAGCUUGAGAAGAGAUGAGCUUGGAUUUGAAGUGGAAGUACUGGACUGAGGCAGUAAAGUGACUUUAUGAGCAGGUCUAUCAGUUCUUCCAUCUAUCACUGUUCGCACCCCACAGUUUGUAGUGGACAACACGACGCCCAGAGCAAGAACUGCAGUGGAUGGGACUCCAAUGUAAACCAAGGAGCUAAAAUGGCGCACCCCCUCCAAACAUCCUGUCCCAAUUGUAUCACUAAUGUGCUUAGAUUAAAUGUGCUUCUGAACAAUGGCAGGGACCUUUUCAGAAUGUCAGAAUGGAACAGAAUUGAAUCGGGAGCUGCUUGCUCUCAACCUUGGAUAUUUUGACCAGUGUGUGUUCUUGUUAACUCAAUUUGUCUUUCUUGUACCAGAGGGCUGAAAUACAAUGUUAUGAGAACUGAUACAACUGCUUGCUUAAUACUAACAUACUUUUCUCCCCGUUUUUUGCAAUGGAGAAGAAACUCCUGUAUCAGUUCCCUAACUCACCCUUGACAAAUAAAGUGUUA